Molecule: messenger RNA, 921 nt
Organism: Bipolaris oryzae ATCC 44560
Lineage: Eukaryota; Fungi; Ascomycota; Dothideomycetes; Pleosporales; Pleosporaceae
Exons: 1
Coding region: 1-921 (306 amino acids)
Molecular function (GO): protein binding
Source: RefSeq, a predicted model, not a curated record
AUGUUGACCCUCGUUCUCUCCGGCUUCAUUGCACUUGCUCAAGCUGCUCCUGCCCAAAAAGUUGCAUCACCCAAUGGCGCGGCGAAUAUACCCGCCAACCUGUUGCGCGACCUCCAUACCGCUAAAGAAUUCGCCAACCACGUAUCUGGCCCUCAAAACUUUCUCUCUAACUGGACUGCCGAGGGCUCUAAUUUGUGUAAUUGGAAUGGCUUUUAUUGCGAUAUCGUGCCCGAUACCAAUGCCACGGGCCUCGCUUCCAUUGAUUUCAAUCAGUUCGGCCUGACCGGCAACCUGAAACUGACCGGAUUUAUCGACAAGCUUCCUGACCUGGCUCUUCUCCACAUCAAUGGCAACAGUUUCAGCGGCGAUGUCCCUGAUUUUAGCGGGCUGCGAUAUCUCUACGAGAUUGACUUGAGCGACAAUAAAUUCUCUGGACCUUUCCCCCAGAGUGUACUGAAGAUCAACCAACUAACGUUCCUCGAUCUCCGAUUCAACCAGUUCUACGGCCCCAUCCCCGACAAUGUCUUCACCGCCUACCCUUCCCUGGAAGCCCUCUUCUUGAACGAUAACAAGUUCUCAGGCCGAAUUCCCAACACUAUUGGCUCUUUCGCAGGCGAAUACCUUGUUCUUGCCAACAACAACCUCUCGGGUUCCAUCCGUGAUUCCUUGGCCUCUGCGAAUCCACUCAAGGAAUUCAUAGCUUCUGGAAACCAGUUGUCCGGAUCCAUCCCUGGUGCCAUCGGUCGCCUCCCCAACCUUCAUCUCUUCGAUGUCUCCAACAACAAGCUGACUGGCACUGUUCCCGAGGAGCUCUGCGCCAGCAAGUCCCUCACAAGUAUCGUGCUGACUGGUAACAAACUUUCCAAAAACCUUGGUCCCAUCUGUCAGGCGUCCAAGGCCAAGGGCAUUUUGCAGAUUUAG